Pteronotus mesoamericanus is the source of this 714-nucleotide messenger RNA. It is a transcript of the gene LCN8, whose product is annotated as lipocalin 8. The transcript has 7 exons. NCBI's taxonomy places the organism in Eukaryota, Metazoa, Chordata, Mammalia, Chiroptera, Mormoopidae. The record is from RefSeq and is a predicted model, not a curated record. Gene Ontology annotation, molecular function: small molecule binding. Bases 1 to 714 code for a protein of 237 amino acids.
AUGGAGGCCAGGCUGCUGGGCGCCGUCCUGGGCGUCGUCCUGGUGCAGGUGGAGGCAGCCGUGCAGAGCCUGGACCUGCCCAAGAUUGCAGGGUUCUGGCGGGAGGUCGGUGUGGCCUCCAAACAACGCCUGGCGCUGGUGACGCCCCGGAGGCUGGAGGCCUUGUUCCUGACCCCGAGCGAGGCCGCCCUGACUGUGAAGGCCGCGUACAGCAGCUCAGGAAGCUGUGAGACCGAAAACAUAGUGGGCUCGGAAAUAGAUGUGUCAGGGAGAUUUGUUUUUCCGGGCCACAGGGAAAUCCGCGUGGUCGACACGGACUACGAGCGUUACGCCAUCCUGAGGCUGUCCCUCGAAUGGCAGGGCAAGGACUUCCACGUGCUCAAGUACUUCACGCGCAGCCUGGAGGACGACUAUGAACCAGGCUUCUGGAAGUUCCGGGAGCUGACGGCGGACACCGGGCUUUACCUGGUGGCCCGGCAUGGGAGGUGCGCCAAGCUCCUGAAGGAGGUGAGCCUUCGCUGGGCCCCACUGCGCCCCGGCCUGAUGGGAGUCCCGGCGCCUUGGGCCCUGGGCCUCCAGGGAGCUGAUCUAGGGGGGCCUGUCCCGGGGCAGGACGCUGGAGCCCCGCCCCCGCCCCGCCCCCUGCGCCGGGUGGGAGGGGCCUUCGCACCUGCUUCAAAUAAACCCUAUGACUACACCCGCUGCCCCGAGUAG